Molecule: messenger RNA, 4459 nt
Organism: Haliotis rubra (blacklip abalone)
Lineage: Eukaryota; Metazoa; Mollusca; Gastropoda; Lepetellida; Haliotidae
Product: rhomboid-related protein 2-like
Exons: 9
Coding region: 309-1505 (398 amino acids)
Cellular component (GO): membrane
Molecular function (GO): serine-type endopeptidase activity; calcium ion binding
Source: RefSeq, a predicted model, not a curated record
UUUGGGAAGUCCUGAGAGGUGCUCUGCUGGCGAUGGAUAAAAAACUGUGUACGGAGAGACGAGAUGGGAUGAGAGAGGGUCUGCACUGCCCUCUCUCUCCCUCUGGGUAAAGGCGAGUUGCACGCACGCUGACGACAAUUGGAGAUUUGCUGAGUCGCUUCAAUGAUAUUGAUCACACUAUAGAGCGAUUCACUCAACUGAAAAAUUGUGCAGCUUUUCAAAGCUGAGGAACCUCUGUCUGUUGCAUUGGAAUAUUGUGUUGCUGUGUUAAUGAUACAGAUGAAGUGAAGUUGGGAAUUUGACGAACUAUGUACGGGGAUUCGGACAGCAUCAUGCCCCCUAGUGGCAGGGCAUCAACCAUGUCCUCUUCACUGUUUGUCUUCAACACAGAGCUGACUAUAUGUGGCGAUACCCUUGGUACUCAACUAUUGGCGCAGAGGUGGAAGCCACUGUUUGACCAGUAUGACCGGGGUCAUCAUGGCGAGAUUGAUGUGGAGGACUUCCGUCGUCUCCUCCAACAUCCACAGAUACAAGCAGAGAUGGACCGGCACACGCUGGAAGUGUUGGAGGUCAAGGCCACCGACCCAACACGCAAGAUGAUCAGUUACCAGGAGUUUGUCAAUAUUAUGAGCAAUCGCCGAAACCCCAGUUUCCGCCUUGCGGUAGAAAGUCGUGAGAAGGAUGGGUGGACUAGUGGCCGUUGCCUACAAGUUCAGCCGCCGCCCACCACCUGUUACGACAAGAUGGUGCACAAAGUAGCCAGAGAGUUCCUCACAGAUGAGCUUGACCGCCAGUAUUACGCUGACCGCUACAAAUGCUGUCCUCCACCUCUUCUUAUACCUGCAAUCACACUCAUAGAGAUUGGUUGUUUCAUCUACUACUGUCUCGAGUCCGGCAGUAUCGAGCCCAAUGGCCCAGUGCCCGUCAACUCCGUGUUUAUAUACCGUCCAGACCGCAGACUCGAGCUGUGGCGCUUCCUCUUUUACACACUGCUGCAUGCUGGGUACAUCCAUCUGUUCUUCAACAUGGCAGUACAGAUCUGUGUUGGGAUACCGCUGGAGAUGGUGCACGGGUCAUGUCGGAUACUGAUUGUCUACCUGGCAGGUGUACUAGCAGGUUCCCUGGGGACGUCAGUGUUCGACAUGGACGCCUUCCUGGUGGGUGCGUCGGGUGGAGUCUAUGCCUUGUUAGCAGCUCACUUAGCUAAUAUACUGUUGAACUACACCCACAUGGAGCUUGGAAUCCUGAAACUGGCAGCUAUUCUCAUUAUAGCAAGUGCAGAUGUAGGAUUUGCUAUAUGGGAUCGCUAUGUUCAUAAGGAAGUUGUCCCCCCUGUCGGGUAUGUGGCCCACCUGAUGGGGGCGCUGGCAGGACUAACUAUAGGUUUGGUGGUGCUCAAGAACUUUGAGCAGAAGUUACAUGAACAGUAUGUAUGGUGGAUAGCUCUAGCUGUGUACCUUGGUUGUGUCGUGUUCGCCAUCUUCUGGAAUAUUUUCUACUACUGACCGUGUUGACCGGAAGUGACUGUGUUAGAGUUCGAUGGAUGAAGAUGCUGACCUUGCAGACUAGAUCAUCACUUCACUAUGUGGACAAUCAGUUUUGGUUUUUGUGUAUUUAUUUCUUACCUUUGAUUAACUUUGCAAGCGUUAUUUAAAAACUCUUGUGUGGAUUGUGUUCAUCACGGAUGUGUUCAGUCUAAUUAGAAUCUUUUACUUCGACACAAUGCUCCUCUGUGUCAAGAUCUGAGGACACUUCUGGAGGAGGUUGCAUCAAAUGAACCUUCCAAUCAACCAGUCAGAAUUAAGGUUUCGGAGACAAGCAUAUCUGAUUUGUGGAUAUAUCAUACAUCCUUGACCCUUUAGAACGUAGCAUCUGCACACAAAAGGAUGUACUAUCAAAUGUUUAUUUGAGUUGGUAGUAUUCUUUUGACUUUCAAAUUUCCAUGUGGUAAAUGAAGCCAAAUAGUUUCACAAAACUAACAUUUGUCUGGCUCAAGAACCCAUCCUUCAUUUUGAUUGGGGAACCUGAGUUUACCUGACCAGACAUACCUGGUAUCGUCAGAUCUUAACAUUGAGACGUAUCACCAUCAGAUCUAAAGAUCAGUGAGAUUGAGAUGUGUUGUUCAGUAUGGCCAUUCACAGUGAUGACUUUUGUGUUAUACAGAGUACCUAAUCUCAAAGCUGUAGUGCUAUAGGUGAGUCAGUUACUGUUUGAAGGUUUAACCAGCCCUGAGCUAACAGUGCUUUACUCAUAGCAACUCUAGUCAGACAAUGUGUGAUUAGCUAACCUGUUACUUGAAACCAUUGACUAAUUGAAAAUAUGGAUUUUGCUCCAAGAAGUAUUUUCUUGCUUGAAGUCAUGAGUUAAUGUGUUUUAGAUUCUUCUAUUGCCAUGAAUCUUAACUGUUUGUGUUAAGGUGAAAUCUGAAUUUCAUCACAUAAGGAAUCCUAUUACAAUGCUGUGCUUCAGGUCUUAGUGGAGAUACACACUGACUAGUUGACUAGCACUGAUCAGUCUUCUAGUCUAUCUAUCAGGAUUCUCUCUCACAGUGAAACAAGAAUGUACUCCUUCAUAAGCUUGACAAUGUGGGGAAUCAAGCUUAAAACUGAUCCCUACCAAACAGUGCUUGCCUCAACAGGUAACGUAAUGGACUGGGUGACCAGGGUAAGUGACCAAGUCAUUGUAUAAGGAUGAUGCGUAUUGAUGCUUGCACUAUCAGUCACUGGUUUCUCUUGUCCAGAGUGACUGGAGAGUAUCUGGAUUAUUGCUGAGUGUGAAAUUAAACAACCAACAGACAUUGAAUAUUCAUGGUCUUGGGAGAAUCCUUUCUGACAUUAUCAAAAAUAUAUCUGUGGUCUAAUGAAUUAUUGUUUGGUUGAUAUGUAUUUUGGUGAUUCCAUGGAAUGGUUCUCUUUGAAUUGUUCACCUGUGUCUGGAUAUCCAUUUUAAACAGAGGCAUGUCUUAUCGAUCUGACAGUAUAUAACUGCUGUAGGCCUGAACUUGUGCAGAGGCGGUGGGGUAGCCUAGUCGUUAAGGCGUUCGCUUGUUAUACAAUUCACUCACUCACUCACUGGACUUGUACAAACAGCGACAUGUACAUCUCCAUAUAAAUACGAUAAUCUUUGACCUGACAUUAAACCCAAUUUCACCCAGUUGAUACAAUAGAGAGGUACCUGUUCCAGAAAUUAAUCAUGAACAUUACUUAUUAUUUAAUGAAUAGUUAUGUUUUUUCAAAGAACAUAUCAGCCUGCCAAUAUCAGCAUCAGUUUAAACUUGUGAACACUUUUAGAAACAAAAAUAGACAUCUCGGUACAUUAGUAUCAUUGAUGGGGAGAGAAAAACGGCUCUGAUUUAACCAACAUCUUCGAAAUUCUUUAAGUGGGUUUUUGGCUGUUCAUCAAAUUACAUCUAUUUCCAGAUCAAUCUUCUGUGCAGUGGUCACGACAUCUUCUUAUCAGACUUCAAAAAGAGACAGUUUUGAAAUCCUGGGGAUCUAUGAACCAAGUAAAUGCAAUUAAAAAAAUCUUGACACUGUUUUUCCGUGGUCUAUAUGUAACAGCAUCAUCAGAUAUCACUGCAGUCUCAGGGUUGUUUUGUGGGGUCCGGUAGAUUGGUAGUGCUGAAAUAUUGACCAUUACAAGGACAGUUGAUAGAAUAUCUACAAGUUAUGUAAUCUUUUUUACGACUUUGUCAAUAGUUUGAACAUCUGAGGAAUAAACUUAGGUUGAUGCUAAUAUUUCACAACCUGUAAAAACAAUUAUGGGUUUGGUGUUCAUAGUUAACACACCUCUGUUUUAUACUAUUACGUUUUAUGCUGUAAGUAGGACACAUGUUAGAUGUUAUUAAACUUCUUUUCAGUAUUAUAUAUACACUAUGAAAGUAUGAGGUAGGAUUGAGGUCCUUGAGUUACACCCUGAAAAUGUCAGAUAUGAAUGUUUGAAGUGGGAUACGAAAGUUAGCAGACAUUUUCAAAAUGGCCGAUAACUAGACAUUUUUCUUUGACUCGCUAAUUGUUUACUUCUAACAUGAUAAACUACAUCAUCAUUCAAAAUGAGUGAAAAAGAGUUUUAAGAGUUGAAAAGAACAUGAAAAUAUGAGCAAGCCUGUGAUCAAGAUGAUUUUUUACCGUACAUGUGUACUGUUUUUACCAACACCUUCAGAGAAGAUCAUCUAGGGUCAGUUGCCCUUGUACAAAUGAAUGCUCCCUGAAAACUUCAUAUAACAGCCUAAAACAUGGCAUGUGAGCCUUACCUAUGCAUCUAGUGCUGUUUGAAGUCCACAUCAUUGUAAUGAACAAAGUCUAAUUCUUUCAUAUGAACACAUCUAAUAUUGUUCUUAUGAUUGUGUAAAUAUUUUCCACAGUGCUUAACUUAUUUUGGUGGUGGGGUAGCCUAAUGGUUAAAGCGUCCAUUCAUCACCCUGAAAACCCGGGUUUGAUUCCCCACAUGGGUAAAUACG